Messenger RNA from Pomacea canaliculata, 6339 nucleotides. RefSeq lists its product as uncharacterized. Gene Ontology annotation, molecular function: protein binding. The coding region runs from base 755 to 3883 and encodes 1042 amino acids. Lineage: Eukaryota; Metazoa; Mollusca; Gastropoda; Architaenioglossa; Ampullariidae. The record is from RefSeq and is a predicted model, not a curated record. The transcript has 3 exons.
GGGGUAGUCCAAAUGAAACUUUCUUUCCACAAUAACCAAGAAUGCAUUCAUACUUUAUACAUGAGUAAAUCUGAUUUUUCUUAAAAGAAAACAAACAAAACCAAACAUAUGCAUGCAAAGACAAAAGGCAUGACAAAUGUAAAUAAGUCUAUUUGUAAUGCAUGUUGCAAAGACAUGAGUAAGGGAUAGAAAGAAAAAGCAUAAACAUUUAUUUUAUAUCAUAUGGUAGUUUCAUGAUUGGGGGCUUAUUUCUACCAAGGAAUCAGAAUCAUGCCACUCAAAAUAUGGCAGUGUGGAUAACAAAUGCGCACCAUGAAAAGCUCUAGAUCUUGUUUGUCAAUGUCCUAAACAAAUGCAGUCUGUGACACUGAAAAUAAGGAGUAGCUAGAAAAAAAAACUGUGAAAAAAAACAGCAAAUAAAAAGACUCCACAUGGGAAGCAAAUACUGUAGACAAUUCUGUCUUCAUGUAAGGAAUGUGAAAGAAAUGUGGUUCUUCAGGGACAAGAGACAAGGAAAGAGGUGUCAUACAUCUGUGCAGUAAUGAACUUUUCUCUAGAAGUAAGUGUGUAUUUUAUCCUCUCCAGAUCUCACGCUUUUAUAAACACAGUUCAAGCCAUAAAAGCUACAAGAAGCCAAUUUACUUGUUAGUAUUAGUGACAGUCACUUAAUCAUCAAAACAGGCGGUGGUAAAAUUUACCAUCACAAACUUCAAGCUAAACCAACUGUCACCAAUAGACCUGGUUGAGUAUCAUCAUGGCCAGAUGCCACUUGCAGGUAUUCUCAGUUUUCAUGGUGCUUCUGAAGGCUGCAACACUUUCACAAGGCUGUCCUGCUGCCUGCACCUGUGAUGGCAACAAAGUGAACUGCUAUGGAAGAGAGCUGACAGAAAUUCCUCAGGACAUACCUUCAAAUGUUGUAUACCUUGACCUUCAACACAACCACAUUGAAAGCCUAGAUGCCAGCAGAUUCCAAAACCUGUCGAACCUUCAGGAGAUCAUUCUCCGCUACAACAGGCUUACAGCUCUCCCUGAUCAUGCCUUCAGCAAUCUGCCUAGCCUUAAGCACCUUCAACUGGGGUCCAAUUUACUAACGUCUUUGAAAAAAGAUGCCUUUGUGAACCUUCCCAAUCUGAACAUCUUGGAUGUAACUGAGAAUCAACUGAUAUCAAUUGAUGGUGCAUUUGACAACAUCCCCAGCCUGACACGACUUGUUCUGAGCAAGAACGCUUUGACAAAUCUGACAGACUCUGCCUUCGCCCCACUCUCUAAACUUAUCUAUUUAAUGCUAUCUGAAAAUAAGAUAUCUUACAUUAGCCCAACUGCUUUUGAUGGUUUAAAAGAGCUCUCCUACCUGACCCUGCGUGACAACCCACUGAGAAAUAUUGACAACAUUCUCAAGCAAAAUGUUCAUCUAUCAUAUCUGGACUUGACAAACUGCAGCCUACAGGCAGUUCCUGAUGGGUUACCUUGGGCAACCAGGUAUUUGCAGCUAGGCCAAAACAAUAUUACAAGGAUAGCCAAGAAUUCAUUCCAGAAGACUCGUUAUUUGGGAAUUAUAAUUCUUGAUGAGAAUUAUAUUUCUGACAUUGAACCUGGAUCCCUUCUACCCAUAGCUCAUCUGCAACAGCUCUGGCUGAAUGGAAACAAUUUGACCAUAUUUCCAUCCCCUCUUCCACCAAGUGUACAAAUUGUGUGUAUAGAUAAGAAUGCUAUUACAACUAUCAGCAACCAUGACUUUGCUAGCCUGUCCAAACUUCAACUGCUGUCUUUGAAAGGCAACAAAAUCAGCAGUUUGAGUCCAUACACCUUUUCAAGUCUGGGCUCUCUGCAGAAGUUGUACCUUAGCAGCAAUCUCCUUGCCGAGCUGAAGGAUGGAACCUUCUCUGGUCUGAGAAACCUGACUAUUCUAGAUGUUGGAAGAAAUCCUAUCAUGCACAUUGCCACUAGAUUUGCAGCUGGCCUCCAGAGCUUAGAGGAGCUGGAUUUGUCCUUUGUGGAAGACACAGAACCCAUUCUUCAAGGAAACUUCUUCCGAGACAUUCCAUUCAUGAAAAAGCUUGACCUACGGUUUAGCCCCUCCUUGGCUAAAAACAUAAUGGGAUCUAAGGAGACUGUCCAGUCUCUCUACAAUCUCCAAACCCUGAAUCUUAUGGACAACCAGCUAGAGACUUUGGAACUGGACCUACCACGCUACUUCCCACAUCUCCAGGUCAUCCAACUCUCACAGAAUCCUUGGCGAUGUGAUCUGAAGCUGAAGUGGCUUCAAGACUGGAUUCAGCGCCAAAGAAGUCUGUUUGCUGAUGCAGAGAAUAUUGUGUGCUUCUCACCAGAACAUCUUCAAGGCCUUGCAAUAGCUGACCUCCCAGCAGCUGCUUUUGAUUAUACAACAACUACCCCAAUGGUUACCAGCAUGAAAAUAACAGAAUACCUUGGUUCAGGAGACUCUGAAACUGACAGCAGUGGAGAUGUUCAUGGCAAGUCUUACAGUCUGCAUCAAUCAACUACACCUCAGAUGAAGCCAUCUCAGAUGGAUUUUACAGAAACUGAACCCAUAAUAACAUGGAUGAGUUCUACACAAACUCCUGACACCCAAGUCACAGAACAUUUUUCAGCAACACAAAAAAGUUCCACAACAGCAACAACAGAAAUUUCUCUACCAGCAAAUGAGACUCUAACUACAAAAGGUUUGCCCUCAUCUUCCCGCACUUCUGACAAAGUGAGCACAAUAGUAUCUACAGCCAUCAGAGAUCAAAAUGCAACAGUGACCAUGUUUAAAGUGACCAGUGUCGAAACACCUAGUAAGAAAUCAUCUACAUUUUCUGCUACCUUCUCUAAGAGUCAAAGUAUACCAGUACUCACAACAGCAGAACAAAGCAAGUUGUCAGUGAAGCCAGUAACUGGAGCAGAAACAACCAUUAACAACCCAUUAACCUCACCAACAUCAGUAGUAAUGACUUUCCUCCACAGCAAGGUGACAACUACCCCUGCAUCAAGGGAACUGCCAUGGAUAUCUAGUCAGAAUCCCCACACUAACUUUACAAAUGAGUCCAACACAGCAGGAAUGUCAUCAACUGAGACAUCACCCCACACAGUUGGAGCAUCCAGCACAAGAAAAAAUACUUUGGCAUCCACUAUCAGAACCACUACCAAAGUCUCUGCAAAAGCUACAACUAGCACAACAUUCAGUGACAGAACCGAUCAGGAUGCUGCCACAGGAGAAAGCAGUCACCAAAAAUCAACCAUUCAGCCUGAGGCACUGCCAUCAACUGUACAGUCUAGCUCCACUGCAUCAUCAGCUGCACACUUCAACCAGACGUCAUCUAACAUGUCUCAGACCAGUCAGCGUCAGUCCCAACGAUCUGAGGGUUUAGCUACAAUUUCCCUCCCAGCCAGUGGAGUUCCUGAGGUUAUAACAGAAUCCAGCUCAACAUCAACAGCUACCAUGUCCAACAUCAUCCCCAGCCUUACUUCAACCAUCCAGAUGGAUACUAACUCACCCCUUAGCAACAUCCCAAGCAUCCGGCCGAACAACAAUCGCAUGCCAUCUCUUUCAGAGGCUUCUUCUAACACCAGAAUGAUCAUCACUGCCACGUCUAUCACAAUUCUUUGUCUGAUCAUUACACUUCUGCUUGCUGCUUUUCUCAGGCGGCACAGAGGAAAAAUCAAGCGCCUGUACCAUCAUGCAAUGAGUUACACCAUUGAAACAAGCGACACAGCCUUUGUGCUUAGUGAUCAGGAUGAGCCAGAUAUGCUGAGUGAAAGAAGUUUCAUGGGACAAAGGUCACAGUCAGAUGUAGGGUCAACUGGAUCAAGACCAAGUGUGGAUACAAUCCAAGAAAGUGACACAGCUAUCAACGGUUUUGGUUGGAGCAAGUUAGAGUGAUGGUGUAUGAAGUAACAUGAAUUAGGAAAAAACAUCUUAUUUCAGCAAAAACAAAAUUUGUUCCUCUCCAGCUGAAAGCUCCACUAAGAAACAAAAGGAGCUGAUGAAUGAUAAAAUUUGCAAACCAUAACAACUGUUUUAUUAGAAGCAUAUCAUUUGUAACAAUCUCUUUUUAAACAAAACGCUACAAAAACUUUUUGAUGAUUUCUAUGAUCUUUCCUUCUAUCCACCCAGCAGUUUUACAAUAAUAAAAAGUGACAUUUAACUUUACUUAACACCCUUACAUUCAUCAUGUCUAUCAAGGACACACAAUCAGUCUUAAAGGACAACAUGAGUCAACAUUUUUUCUACUUGAUCGGUUAAGUUCAUUUUAAAAUAAUAAUUCCCAAAAUAAGAGCAUAUAAUUAUGUUAAAUUUUCAAGAUAUAAGCCUUCAAACAUCAUCCUUCUCACCUGCUACUAAGAAAGCAGAAGAGUUAUGUUGCAUGCUAGUAGUAUUUGUAACAGUGUGGUUUAGUUUCAGGAAAAUCUAUGCAUGUCUUGAGUCAAAAGAAGUAACAUCAUUCAGGUUGUUGUGUUCAAGAAGCAAUUUUUUUGCCCAGAGAAUGAAACAUCUGGGGUUUUUUUUAAUACAGCCCUACAGAUUUGAACUUUAUUUAGAAGCAUCAAUUGAAGUAUAAAAAAAUUAGGUCUAAAACCAAUUCACUUGACAAACUGGUAAAUAAAUCUUCUCCACAUCAAAAUUUAAUGGGCAACAGUCACGGUCACUGCAGUCUACAUUGUAGUAGUGAUUCUCUGUUACUAAGUGGGCACAUUCAAGUUAAUUUUUCCAUGUAUAUUAUUGAUAAUAAAAUAUAAACACAUUUCAAGAUUAACUCCUGUGAUUUUUUUAUUUGAUAAAUGGUUGGUUUCCAGGAGAGCAUUUUUAUUUUAUAGUUACAAGUGACUGCUGAUAAUGACUUUUUUACCAUUAAAUACUAUAACAUUAUAAAAAUUUCAUAUGUAUUUAUUGAUCUAAAAAGUUAUUUCUUCCUCAUUUACCUGCAUGCAAAAUUUACUAUUUACUUGCUUCCACCAGUUCUCAUUUAAGGUCCUCAUACAUUUGUCACCCUCUAUUCUUUUUUAGCUGUUGCAAAAUUUACUAUUUACAUGUUUGAACCUUAAGGUCCUCAUUUACAGAUUUGUAUUUAAAGAUCUCUGAACCAAGUUAAUCCACUGGCAUUUUUUGCCAUUAUCUUCAGGAUUUUCUAAAUGAGUACAAACUCCAUGUGAGUGACAAAAAGAAGAUUCAGCAACAGCACAUUGUGUCCUGGUCUGUAUUCUUUUACCAUGGAUUUCAUCUUCUCUUCAAAUUCAGCUAAUACAGAUGACACUAUUUUUAGAAAUCUACCCUUUCAUCACUUCCUGUUUAUCAAAAACAAAAUCCAGGUGUGAUUAAGAGAAAAACAUUAAUAUAAUAUUAUAUUCUUGUGCCUUUUCAUCACAAAAUACCACUGGAGUAUGUUUUUGUGAUACUUUAUGCUCUAUUUCCAGUGAUUUUCACUAAGCACUUGUGUUGUCCUUUAAAGGCCAAAAGGAGGUAGGAAUAAAAGGUUUUAUCCAAGGAAGUGGGUUAAGAAACACAGAAUGACAAGUACCCUAGCAGUCAUGCUUAACUGCUUCCAUAAGGCCCGACAAGUACCCUAACUUCCCUUCCCAAGUUCAAAUUCUUUGCUGCCAUGGGUUAGAAAGUUUGGCCUUCAGGCCUAAGUGCUUUUAUGCAAAUGUUUGUAUCACAUGUAAAAAAACUUAUGCCAUUUAGUUGAAUCAAUGAAUGGCCACUUUAAAAAUGAUUAUGUGCUCUCAUCACUAAAACUUUAUUUCCUUUUCUCAUUGGCAAAAGGAGCUCAAUGGUUGGGAUGCAUCAGGCACAGCAUGUAGAAGUCAGUGUGUGGAGCUGUGAACAGCCUAAACAAUAUAUUAACGCCUGAAAAUUCACAUAGGCACACAGUCAUGACUACUAACUUCCAAAAAAGCAGAAGCCUGUGCUACUUGCCAAACAACACACACACACAAAAUAAUUAUUAUGGGAGGGAUACUCUUAUAUAUCAUUAGCUGCACAUGUUGUAAAAGGUCUAAGCAUAAUAACACAGAAGAUCGUGUCUUAAGGUCAUUUUUUUCUAAAUGUGCAAUUUGAAAAAGUGUGAGCAAGCAUGGGUAUAUCAGAAAAGCAGUGAUGUGUGCAUGCAAGAGAUACAAAUGAGUGAUAGGAGGUUUGAGAGAAUAGCUAAACAUGAAGGCCUAUGUUGUAAAGGUGUUUCAACAAGUAUUCUGGGUAUGUGGUUGUGACAAAUACUGUAGUUGUGGGUAUAACAGGCACUCUGCGAUGAUGUGGUAUGACAUGUGUUAUCAGGGCCUGAAAAUAGGCACUCUAGUGUACCGUAAGGAAGGGGUGCCAUGAAAAGAUGCACUCUAAUA